Scylla paramamosain (green mud crab) is the source of this 3156-nucleotide messenger RNA. RefSeq names its product exosome RNA helicase MTR4-like (gene Mtr4). Lineage: Eukaryota; Metazoa; Arthropoda; Malacostraca; Decapoda; Portunidae. Gene Ontology annotation, molecular function: ATP binding; RNA helicase activity; RNA binding. The record is from RefSeq and is a predicted model, not a curated record. Bases 53 to 3118 code for a protein of 1021 amino acids. Gene Ontology annotation, cellular component: nucleus. The transcript has 16 exons. Gene Ontology annotation, biological process: maturation of 5.8S rRNA; RNA catabolic process.
UCAAGUAAGAUCAAGAUCAAGAUUAGCACACAGGCACAGCGAGUGUUCCAGCAUGGCUUGCUUUGGGGAUGAUUUGUUUGAUUUUGUGGAGAACGACGGGGAUAACCAGGUCCAGGUCUUGCCGGAUACAGAAGAAGUGAGCACGUAUGAGAGCGAGAAGGCAGCUGAGGAACUCAACCUACUGCUUGGGAAACGAACAAAUGAAGAUGAUUCCAAAAGUGGGAAAAAGAAUAAGAAGCUGCGCUCACAGGUGGAAGCAGCGGAGUCAGAGUUGAGGUUGACAGAGGAAAUGCCCAGAAUAAGUAUCCACACAAUAGAAUCUGUGGAGGCCUGCACACAUGAAGUUGCAGUACCUCCUGGUGAAAUGUAUGUGCCCCUCAAACCCCCAAAAGAAAAACCAGCACGGACAUAUCCAUUUAUACUGGAUCCUUUUCAGAAAGAAGCUAUAUUAUGCAUUGAUAAUAACCAGUCAGUUUUAGUGUCUGCCCACACCUCUGCAGGCAAGACAGUUGUUGGAGAGUAUGCAAUUGCAAUGUGUUUACAGAACAAGCAGAGAGUUAUAUAUACAACUCCUAUCAAAGCCUUGAGUAACCAGAAGUACAGAGAUUUUAGUGAUGAGUUUACUGAUGUGGGAUUGCUAACAGGUGAUGUAACCAUCAAUCCUAAUGCUUCUUGCCUUAUCAUGACCACUGAAAUUUUACGCUCAAUGCUGUAUCGGGGUUCUGAGGUGACAAGAGAGGUUGGCUGGGUUAUUUUUGAUGAAAUACACUACAUGAGAGACAAGGAGCGAGGCUACGUUUGGGAGGAAACCAUUAUUCUGCUGCCCCCCACUGUGCACUUUGUCUUCCUCUCAGCCACUAUUCCAAAUGCAAGCCAGUUUGCCCAAUGGAUCUGCCACUUACACCAUCAGCCCUGCCAUGUAGUGUAUACAGACUACCGUCCCACCCCGCUUCAGCACUACAUUUUCCCAGCAGGAGGAGAAGGUAUAUACUUGGCUGUGGAUGAGACAGGAAAGUUCAGGGAGGAUAAUUUCAACACAGCAAUGACUGUCUUGCAAAAUGCUCCAGAACAGGGAAGUUUGAGGGGGAAGAAAGGAGGAGUCAAAGAAGGCUCAGAUUGCUUCAAAUUGGUGAAAAUGAUCAUGGAACGUAAUUUUGCUCCUGUUAUCAUUUUUAGCUUUUCAAAAAAAGAAUGUGAGGCUUAUGCCCUUCAGAUGUCAAAACUUGACUUCAAUUUAGCAGAAGAGAAGAAGCUUGUGGAUGAAGUAUUCCAGAAUGCCAUUGGUGUGCUGUCGGAAGAAGACAAACAACUUCCUCAAGUUGUCUCUGUGUUGCCUCUCUUGAGAAGAGGAAUUGGCAUCCACCAUGGAGGUCUCCUGCCAAUCAUAAAAGAAACAAUUGAGAUCUUGUUUGGUGAAGGUCUGGUCAAAGCCCUCUUUGCAACUGAGACUUUUGCAAUGGGUCUGAACAUGCCUGCCAGGACUGUUCUUUUCACCUCUGUCCGCAAGUUUGAUGGCCACGACUUCCGUUGGGUAACAUCUGGGGAGUACAUUCAGAUGUCUGGCCGUGCAGGUCGCCGAGGAAAGGAUGAUAAGGGUAUUGUCAUUAUGAUGGUAGAUGAAAAGCUCAACACAUCAGUGGUCAAGAAUCUUGUGCAGGGUAAAGCUGAUCCCAUAAACUCUGCAUUUCAUCUGACUUACAACAUGGUGCUGAAUUUGCUGCGUGUGGAACAGAUCAAUCCAGAGUACAUCUUGGAAAGAUCCUUCUUCCAGUUUCAGAAUUAUUCAUCUAUCCCAGAGCUGUGUGACCGUGUGAGAAAAUACGAGAAGGAUCUUGAUGAAGUUUGUGUUCCUCGUGAGAAUGAGGUAGAGAGUUACUUCACAAUCAAGCAGACAAUACAGAACCUUCAAAUGGAGCGCCAUGUCUUCAUCACUCGGCCCAUCUACAUCAUGCCAUUCUUGCAGCCUGGAAGGCUUGUAUAUAUAAAAAAUAACAAUGAUGACUUUGGAUGGGGUGUUGUACUGAGCUACAAGAAGCAAGAAGACAAGAAAAAUCCAACUGAAGCUCCCACCAUCACUGUUGAUGUCAUUCUCCGGGUCUCUGAGGCAACUGCUGCUUCCAAGGUGGUGUCUGAGGUCAAACCUGCCCAACCUGGAGAGAAAAGUGAACCUGUAAUAAUGGCUGUGGCACUGAAAUGUGUACAAGAAGUAUCUGCUGUAAGACUCAAGCUGCCAUCUGACCUGAAGCCUUUGGAUCAACGAAUUAUGGUCAUAAAGAUGAUUCAGGAAGCUGUGAAAAGAGUUCCUGAGAGUCAGUUCCUGCUUGAUCCUGUGAAGAACAUGAAGAUAAAGGAAGAUGCAUUCUUAGAAAUUGUCAACAAACUAGAGAAAUUCAAAACUCGACUGGAGUCUCAUAAACUUCAUAGAGAUCCAGAGCGAGAUGGGCUGUAUGAGAAGUAUUCAAAGAAAAUGGAGCUGAAGAAAGAAUUGAAUAAUGCAGAGCUUGACCUAAAAAAAGCUAGAAGUUUAUUACAAAUGGAUGAACUUAAGUGUCGAAAGCGUGUGCUUCGCCGGCUGGGAUAUGCCACCUCCCAAGAUGUGAUUGAACGUAAGGGUCGGGUGGCUUGUGAACUUUCUGCUGCUGAUGAACUGCUCAUCACUGAAAUGUUAUUCAAUGGUCUCUUCAAUAAUUUAUCAGCAUCCCAGACAUGUGCUUUGUUGAGCACCUUUGUGUGUGAUGAGAAAAGUUCAGAAAUGCCAAAGCUAGGAGAAGAACUGUCAGGUCCCUUGAGACAGAUGCAGGACAUUGCUCGCCGCAUUGCCCGAGUGAGCCAUGAGUGCAAGCUGGAGAUUGAUGAGUCCAAUUAUGUAGAGCAAUUUAAGCCAUUCCUAAUGGAUGUUGUCUAUGAAUGGUGCAAUGGUUCAUCAUUCAUGGAGCUCUGCAAAAAAACUGAUAUAUUUGAAGGAAGUAUCAUCCGGGCCAUGCGUCGUCUUGAGGAGCUCUUGAGGCAGAUGAUUCAGGCUGCAAAAGCCAUUGGGAUUGACCUGGAGAACAAAUUUUCAGAGGGCAUUAAACUACUGAAGCGAGACAUUGUGUUUGCUGCAAGUCUGUACCUGUAAGAGUUCAAAAUGACAAUAAAUAGUAAAUAUGUAUAAAA